Molecule: messenger RNA, 703 nt
Organism: Sinocyclocheilus grahami
Lineage: Eukaryota; Metazoa; Chordata; Actinopteri; Cypriniformes; Cyprinidae
Gene: cartl
Product: cocaine- and amphetamine-regulated transcript-like
Exons: 4
Coding region: 192-491 (99 amino acids)
Biological process (GO): adult feeding behavior; positive regulation of MAPK cascade; G protein-coupled receptor signaling pathway
Molecular function (GO): neuropeptide hormone activity
Source: RefSeq, a predicted model, not a curated record
UAACUCUCCAUAAAAAGUCAGUUUGGUAGAUAAAUAGCAGUAUAGUAGCCAAGAAUAAAUAGCAGUGCGCGAUACAAAGAGGCUUUUUUGGAGUCACUGGGAGGGACGUUUGACCUUCAUUUGGGCGUUUGCUCAGUGUGCUGUGACUGUGACCUGGCCCAGGCAGCUGACUGAACUCAGGAGUCAGGACCAUGAUGAGCUCAGAGAUACUGACCAUAGUCGUGCUCUUUACCGUCCUGUGCUCCGGACAAACAUCCCAGGAACUCACAGACACACAACUGUCCCAGCAGGAAAUGGAGAACGAAUUGGUUGAGGCUAUGACAGCACUUUUGGGAAGAUAUCAGCCUCAUUUACCAUCUUCAGAAAAACGUGGCAUUCCACAGUGUGCCGUGGGCUCCCGCUGCGCCAUGAGACUGGGUCCACGCUUUGGGAAAUUGUGCGAAUGUGUCAGAGGAUCUAACUGUAACUCAUUUCUCCUAAAAUGCAUCUGAGUCAUUAAAAAAGCAGCAAAUCCAUAAUCCUUUCUUGAAGCUGUAAAGUCAUGCAUUUGGAAAUCACUGUUUUUUGAAUCACUUGUACGAGGUCUAUGACAAGCAUUUAUCAAAACGCAGCAUGACAAGCAAUAGCAUAGCAUGGGUUUAAUGUGUUUAUUCAUUUAUAUUUUUAAUUGUUGUCUUGUGUUAUCAAUAAACAUGGCUAUUAU